GCGUGACUUGUCUCUCGUUUCUCACGUUUGCCUCGGUUUCCGUCUUCCUUUCCCAAUAUCUUCUUCUUCCACGACGACGGAGGAGAAGAAAACCCAGAAACCUUUUAAAUUUCUGAGAAAAGCACGAUCCUUUUUCCCCGAUCUUAUCGAUUCUCGGAUGAGAUAAGAUUCGGCCUUCAAUCACUGAGCUUCGCUUUUUUUGAUAUCCUUAUCUCUCUGCUCUCGAUGGAUGAGUCGUUUGCUAAUCUACAGUCGAGUCAUUUGCUUGGUUCAGUUCCCGCUGUGAUCAGUGACGACAAGAAAAACACAAAUGUACCAAUAGCAAGCGUAAAUGAAGGCCCUUCUGCAUCAGCAAACAUGCAAAUCUUUCCACCGUAUCAAGGAAACAAUGCAAAAGGAUAUCAAACUCUUGAGAGUCCAAUAGAAGCACCUGAGCAGCAGCCAUCAAACAACUGGAAGGGAUUCUUCAACGUCUACUCAUAUACUCAGUACUUCGACGUGGACACGGAUGUUGUUCUGAACAGAUUGAUGAGCUCGUUAUAUCCCACAAGUGCAGAUUUUUUCAGCAAGAUUGAUGCAAACCCUGAUUUGUAUGGACUUGUCUGGAUCUGCACUACGCUUGUGUUUGUGCUUGCUUCCCUCGGAAACUGUGCCACGUAUCUCGUCAAGAAACGAACCGACAGUGCUGCUCCUUGGGUCUUUGAUGUGAACUACAUGAAUUUGGCAGCAUCUAUAAUAUAUGGCUAUGCAAUAAUUGUGCCCCUGGCAUUUUAUUUCUCACUCCGGUAUAUGGGGUCCAAAGCUGAUCUUCUAAGAUUCUGGUGCCUCUGGGGAUACUCUCUCUUCAUCUUCGUUCCAACCUCUCUCCCAUUGCUUAUUCCAGUAGAAUUUCUGAGAUGGGUGAUUAUACUCUUAGCUGGUGGCGCAUCGUCCAGCUUUGUUGCCCUGAAUCUAAGGUCUUACCUCGAGACAAACAAUGAUCUGACGGUCGUAAUGGCUGCAGCAUUUGGUCUGCAAAUGGUUCUUUCAAUUUUCAUCAAAGUCUGGUUCUUUCCUUAAUCUCCACACCACACGACAAGACAUAUAUAUGUAAAAACCUUUUAGAUUUUCCUGUGCUGUGAGGGUAGAACAAAGAAUGUCAUUACCAGGAAAUGGAACCCACAAAGUAAAAGAAGAAGGAACAUAUACAGUUGAAUCAUUCGGAUUCGUUAUUACAGGCGUAGUUUCAUGUUUGCUUGUAACGUAACGAUUGUGUUUGUUUGGUGAGUUGAGUUGUUUUAGGAUUCUAUUUUCUUGUUUGUUUAUUAUCACAUCUUACUUGUGAAGUAAAAAAAAAAAUAAGAAAAAAAAGAAGAAAAUUCCCAAGAUUUUUUGCGA
This is a messenger RNA of Thlaspi arvense, 1377 nucleotides long. The record is from the annotation of a GenBank genome assembly. NCBI's taxonomy places the organism in Eukaryota, Viridiplantae, Streptophyta, Magnoliopsida, Brassicales, Brassicaceae.